Molecule: messenger RNA, 4400 nt
Organism: Parus major (Great Tit)
Lineage: Eukaryota; Metazoa; Chordata; Aves; Passeriformes; Paridae
Gene: CCR7
Product: C-C motif chemokine receptor 7
Exons: 3
Coding region: 1053-2177 (374 amino acids)
Biological process (GO): inflammatory response; G protein-coupled receptor signaling pathway; immune response
Cellular component (GO): membrane
Molecular function (GO): chemokine (C-C motif) ligand 21 binding; chemokine (C-C motif) ligand 19 binding; C-C motif chemokine 19 receptor activity
Source: RefSeq, a predicted model, not a curated record
CCAGAAUGGGCUCAGAACCACACCAGCACUGGUCCACUGAGAGGAUUUUGAGUUGGGCUGGGACCACAUUGAAGGAGGGUCUGAAACUGGACCUGAGUCUUCAUAAAGGACCUAAGACCUUAUGACCUAGGAUCUAAAUCCACAGGAGCCUCAAAACUACCCUCAGCUUCAGGUAUAUUUCAUUUGGGCUGGCAUUCCAUCCUGUGAUGCCCUAUUUUUCCACCUGGCUGCAGUAACAGCACUGACAUAGCAUAAAAAGACAGAAAGGACAAGAUGCCAAAGGCGUCACUUCCAGGUCAGCCUGGCUUAGGAGAACAGCGAGUUUGUGAGGACUUGGAGAUGUUUCUGUCUGAGAAACAACCCCUCUAUCUGAGGGGUCUGCUCCAAGAGCAGAGCCCUCUUUGACACCCAUCAAACACUGGUUUGCCUUGGGGGAAGGCGUGACACUGAGAAAGUGCAGAGCCUUUUGGGGAAGACAAAAAUACCCAGAAUGAGAACGGGGGAAGUCACUGAGCUGCUGGCAGUGUAGCAAGGGAGAAGGACAAAGGGUUAUUGUCAUGGGCAGUCCUGUGCACUGAGACUUUUCAUCCUGAACCCCCUUCCCAAAACAGCUCUGGGGAAUGGGAUGGGAUCCUCUCCGUUUCCUCCAGCACUGAGGGCUGUACAGAUUGAGCAGGAUUUGCUGGAGGGGGAGGUAAGAAAGAGCCUCUUUCCCCUGUUUCCUUCACCACAGACCAUUCCUUAUGUGUCAGUCCAAAAGCAGAGCUCCCUUCUCUUCCCCGAGUAUCAGCAGCAGCUCUGGGUGUGCAGAACGCUCCAAGGCAGCACCUGAGCACCCCGAGAGCUCAGCACAGCUCUGAGCACAUGAGGAGGAGGAGGAGGAGCAGGGGCUACUAAAUGUCAGUGACAUCAGGGUGCCCGUGACCUCCUCAGAGGGGCGCAGGAGGUAUAAAAGCAGAGCUGCCCGAGGAGGGUCCUGCAGGAGAGGAGGCGGCGCUGGGGCCGGGGAUGCUCUCGCUACCUCUGUGACUGGAGAGUGCUGGAACCACACCAUGGAUGGGGGCAAGCAGCUAAAGGUCACCCUUGUUUUCAGCCUGCCGCUCGUUUUUCAGUUCUGUGCCGGGGACAAUGUCACUGAUGACUACGACUCCAACAGCACCAUCGACUACAGCAUGUUUGAGUCCCUGUGUGAGAAGAAGGAGGUCCGUAACUUCCGUGCUGCCUUCCUCCCGGCCAUGUACAGCCUCAUCUGCUUCAUGGGGCUGCUGGGGAACGGCCUGGUCAUGCUCACCUACAUCUACUUCAAGAGGCUGAAGACCAUGACAGACAUCUACUUGCUGAACCUGGCUCUGGCAGACAUCCUCUUCCUGCUGACCCUUCCCUUCUGGGCCACAAGCGCGGUCACGCACUGGCUUUUUGGGAGCUUUGCCUGCAAAGCCGUUUACUGCAUCUGCAAAAUGAGUUUCUUCAGCGGGAUGCUGCUCCUCCUGUCCAUCAGCAUCGACAGGUACUUCGCCAUCGUCCAGGCUGCCUCGGCCCAUCGCCUGCGUCCCCGGAUGAUAUUCAUCAGCAAGGUGACGUGCAUCCUCAUCUGGCUGCUGGCCUUCAUCCUUUCCAUCCCUGAGCUGGUUCACAGUGGUGUGAACUACUCAGAGAACAAUCCCCGUUGUUCCAUCAUUGCUAAUGACUUGCAGACCUUCAACACUGGCAUCAAAGUGUCCCAAAUGGUGUUUGGCUUCUUAAUUCCCCUCCUGGUCAUGUCUUUCUGCUACCUCAUCAUCAUCAAAACGUUGCUCCAGGCCCGAAACUUUGAGAAGAACAAAGCCAUCAAGGUCAUCAUCGCCGUGGUCAUCGUCUUCGUCGUCUUCCAGCUGCCCUACAAUGGCGUCAUGCUGGCCAAGACCAUCUCAGCCUUCAACCAGACCAGCUCGUGUGAGGAGAGCAAGAAGCUGGACGUGGCGGAUGACGUGACCUACACCCUGGCCUGCUUCCGAUGCUGCCUCAACCCGUUCCUCUACGCCUUCAUCGGCGUCAAAUUCCGCACCGACCUCUUCAAGCUGCUGAAGGAGCUGGGCUGCCUGAGCCAGGAGCGCCUCUGGCAGCUCACCUCCUGCCGCGACAACAAGAGGUCCUCCUUCGCCAUGGAGACAGAGACAACCACCACCUUCUCCCCGUGAGCUCUUGGUCGAACUGAAAUGGCUUUAGACAUUUUCUCUAGCCUGAACUCCUGGCAGAACAAGACCUGCCACACUGCAGAGAAGCCGAGGGGAAAAUCCAGAAGCCUCCCCCUGUUUCAAGCAGUGAGGACUGCUGGCCAAUAUCCCACAGGUGGACAGGCUUUACAACGGAGUUGUCACUAACAGCAAAGCAAGGGAGAGGUGGUGAGUCUACAAUUUCUCCUGUCAUUUCACCUUCAGCUUAGAACUUUCCCUGUCAAAAUGAGAAAUGCUCAGAAUAGAACAUUUACCCUAAAAGCGACAAGCACCAAGAGAAAACAGACGCUGGUGCAGCAGGACUGUCGUUUGGAGCUGAGCUGCCAGGAGCAUCACCCUUGCUUUGGAUGUUGCUUUUAACAAGACAACAGCUCUGCAAUCCCAUGGAAAUGCCCUUGCACUGAGCCAGUCCGAGGCCAACCCUCACCCACAGGCUUGAUCCAACACACAAGCCCAGCAGUGGAGUAUCUGAGCACACAACUGCUCUGCCUUCCCCCAUGGAAAGUGAGAGAUGACCACAGCUAAUGCUAAAUCCAUACAAACCCUAGACAUAAUUUCAAUUACUUUGUAUAAUACUGCAACCACUCGUAGCUCUGUCAGGAAAAGUGCAAAUUCUUCUGCCUGUAUGCUGUUUCUGGGCUAUCACCUGCUGACCUUGAGAUAAAAAUGAAUGUGGGUUUUCUCCUCCCUUCCCCAUCCUUCUACAGGACUUCAGCUGCCUUUGAAGUCAGAUCUGUAUUUCACUCAUAAGCUACUGGGGCAUGUUUUGCAUCGGUGCUGUCGGCACCAACAAAGACACGGCUGACUGAGGUUUGAUCUGAACGCAGUCCCACCACUGCCAGGGCCACAGCAGCUGAACAGAUUAUUGUUGUGCAAAGUCAGACCUCGGAGGAGCCCGGACUGUAAUUCCAGUUGGCGCUUUUACAGGAAGAGCGAAGAUUCCUGAUGACAGAUGAACGCUCUGGGAAGUGCUGUGGUGGGACAGGGGAACGUCAGCACAGUCUGUGCAGCUGUCCCUGUCCUUGUCCUGUGUGCUCUGGUCCCACAGCACCCACCUCUCCCAGGGCCAUCACCAGUGGAGAGGGCUCAGCCUGGAGCUGCUCCCAGGGCUGACAGGGGACACAUGUCCAUGUUCCCUUGAACACACAGAGCCAUGAGCAGCAAAACACUCACUAAACAGACAUUUAUCCUUUCCUUUUAACACAUGGAUCCAUCAGGAGUGACACAGAGAACUCCCUGGUUCACGGGUUUGGAGAGGAUUGCUUUAGAGAACUGAGGAUUAAAAUCAGCCUUCCAAGGCAGAAUUCACUGGCUCGGUCUGAGACAGCACUGCCAGUUAUUUACCUGGCUGCCACCAAAUCUAAACAAACUCUCCAUAAACCUCUGGGGUGUGGCACUUUUGCCAAUGGCUGGGAUUUGGGAAGAGAGGACAUUCUGCUCUGUGUUGCAUCAUCUGUGCUCAAGAGUUGAACUCAUUUUCAUUUACAAUGCCCAGGUAACUGUACAGAAGUGCUGCUUCUCUGUCACAUGAAAUGGAGUGACAACUGACACUGAACAGCUAUUUACCCUUGGUUUCCUUCUCAUCCUUAUUUGGGCAAGACCCAGCUAUCAUGAUCUUGGCCAGAGCCAGGGACACCCCCAGCACGGGGUAUUUGCAGUUUUCCUCAUCAGUAACAAUACAUUGUUAAUGUAUAUUCAAUAUGUAAAGCUGCUUUACACAGACAAAGUUCAAUCUGUUCAUGAAUGUACCCUGAGAACACUCUGCUUCCAUGGAACCUUUUUAUGCAGAAUCCAUUCACCUAAUUCCAGCCAGGAAACUGCUCCACCAGCACCUGGAGCUGUACUUGUGUCCUGUAGAUAAAAACCAUUCCCCUCCUGCAAAUGAAGAGGUCUCCAGGUCCUUACAGACCAGAUGGAUUCCAAACAGGAUAACACACAUCUGCUUCCAUAAAUGAGAUGCAGAGGUGCCCUCUGGGACAGCUGCAGAGGUGCCUCAGAGAGGCAGUGGUGAUGUCAGAGUGCCUGGCUUUCCCUGCUUAAAUUUAACGGACAGAACAAAUUUGCAUCUAAUUUAGAUGAGUCAUGUUAAUGUUGGCCUAAAAUCCCAACCUGAAGUUCCCCACUGAUGUCUGAAAACUGACUGUAUUUUGCUACUUGAGAAAAAUAAAUUAUAAUGGUUUAAACAAA